Capra hircus (goat) is the source of this 1356-nucleotide messenger RNA. It is a transcript of the gene MEF2B, whose product is annotated as myocyte enhancer factor 2B. NCBI's taxonomy places the organism in Eukaryota, Metazoa, Chordata, Mammalia, Artiodactyla, Bovidae. Gene Ontology annotation, biological process: positive regulation of transcription by RNA polymerase II. The transcript is spliced from 8 exons. Bases 28 to 1134 code for a protein of 368 amino acids. Gene Ontology annotation, molecular function: protein dimerization activity; DNA-binding transcription factor activity, RNA polymerase II-specific; RNA polymerase II cis-regulatory region sequence-specific DNA binding. The record is from RefSeq and is a predicted model, not a curated record.
CAAAGGGCACUCCACCCAGCUUGGGACAUGGGGAGGAAAAAAAUUCAGAUCUCACGCAUUCUGGACCAGAGGAAUCGGCAGGUAACAUUCACCAAGCGGAAGUUCGGGCUGAUGAAGAAGGCCUACGAGCUGAGCGUGCUCUGCGACUGCGAGAUCGCCCUCAUCAUCUUCAACAGCUCCAACCGCCUCUUCCAGUACGCCAGCACCGACAUGGACCGCGUGCUUCUGAAGUACACGGAGUACAGCGAGCCCCACGAGAGCCGCACCAACACCGACAUCCUCGAGACACUGAAGCGGAGGGGUGUGGGCCUUGAUGGACCCGAGCUGGAGCCAGACGAGGGGCUUGAGGGGCCAGGAGAGAAGCUGCGGAGGCUGGCAGGUGAUGGGGGUGACCCAGCCUUGCCCCGGCCCCGGCUCUAUCCUGCAGCCCCCACUAUGCCCAGCCCAGACAUGGUAUAUGGGGCGCUGCCCCCACCAGCCUGUGAACCCACUGGACUUGGGGAGGCCCUGCCUGCCCAGAGCCGCCCAUCCCCCUUCCGGCCAGCAGCCCCCAAAGCUGGGCCCCCAGGCCUGACGCACCCUCUCUUCUCGCCGAGCCAUCUCGCCAGCAAGACACCACCGCCCCUGUACCUGGCAGCAGACGGGCGGAGGCCAGACCUGCCUGGCGGCCUGGCCGGGACCCGAGGGGCGCUGAGCAGCUCGAGAGGCCUCUAUGGUGGCCUGCAGAGUCCCUGCUCCACCGCCGCCCCCGGACCACCGCUUGGGAGCUUCCCCUUCCUCCCUGCCGGCCCCCCAGAGUAUGGCCUGGGGGAUCCUCCUCCACCCCCAGGCUUGCUGCAGCCCCCCACCCUGGCCCCCUGGCAGCCCUCCAGGGCUGAUGGGCCCCCGGCCACCCCCACGCAGCCUAGUGGGGGCCGCAGCUUGGGCGAGGAUGGCCCCACGGCCCGCGGCACCUCCUCACCCACCCCUCCAGUCAGCAUCAAGUCCGAGCGCCUCUCCCCGGCUCCCGGGGGCCCCGGCGACUUUCCAAAAACCUUCCCUUACCCUUUGCUCCUGGCCCGACCCCUAGCAGAGCCCCUGCGACCCGGACCCCCUCUGCGCCGGCUGCCUACUGCCGACGGCUGGCCCCGGUAGUCGGCCCGGAAAUGGCUCCGGUUCUGACCCUCACGCCAGGCCAGGCGAGGGCACUUGGGGUCCCAACCUCCCUCCCUGCGUCCUUGGAGAAGACGCAGCAGUUACCACUGUCUCUGCGAUGGGGGCGUGGAGUGGGGAGGCUGGGUUCGGAUUCACGGUGGGAGAUUCUUUUCCCCUUUCUUGUGUGUGUGUCCAUCAAUAAAACACACGUGGUAUCCGUGG